Anopheles maculipalpis is the source of this 1029-nucleotide messenger RNA. Its product is annotated as thioredoxin-related transmembrane protein 1-like. The coding region runs from base 1 to 1020 and encodes 339 amino acids. The record is from RefSeq and is a predicted model, not a curated record. NCBI's taxonomy places the organism in Eukaryota, Metazoa, Arthropoda, Insecta, Diptera, Culicidae. The transcript has 3 exons.
AUGUUCCGGAGGACGGUACUUGCGGCGGCACUAUUAUGUGGCCUUGGUGUGGACCUGUUACAGGCGCACCCCGGAUCGAAAUCGCAGGUUAUCGAACUGGACGAAUCCAACUGGGACCGAAUGCUGACCGACGAGUGGUUGGUGGAAUUCUACGCUCCAUGGUGCCCGGCAUGCAAAAGUUUGGCCCCCAUCUGGGAUGACCUUUCGACGUGGUCGGACGAUUUGAACAUCAAAACUGCGAAGGUGGACGUGACGUCAUCACCGGGGUUAAGUGGCAGAUUCUUCGUCACCGCACUGCCAACCAUUUUCCACGUAAUUAACGGUGAGUUCCGCCAGUACAAGGGACCGCGCGAUAUGAACUCGUUCAUGUCGUUCAUCGAGGAGAAGAAGUGGGAAUCGUUGGAGCAGGUGUCGGCUUGGCGCAAUCCGGACUCGAUCCAAAUGUCACUCGUUUCGCUGUUCUUCAAGCUUUCACACUUCCUGAAAGUAAGUAGAACCCGUUGGCGGGAGCUUAAUACGAUGCUUCUGAAGAAUUACGGACUUCCGGUCUGGGGAUCGUACACGCUGUUCGGCAUCGGCACGGUACUGCUCGGUGCCAUUUUCGGUCUGAUACUGGUGUGCAUCAUCGAUUGUCUGUUCCCACCCAAGUCCGGCCAGCGACAGAGCUUCUCCGAGCAUAAACAGAAGGUACGGGCGGAAAAGGUACCUGAAGAGUUGCGAGGAGACGAGCUGGUCGAUGAGGAUGAGGAAAAGCGUACCGCCGAUGUUGAGGAGGAGGAGUAUGACGAUGAGGACGAGAAUGGUGAGGCGGAAGAGAAGGAAACGUCCGAGGGUGAGAAAUACUCCGGUAGCGAUGAUUCGGACGAUCAGGAACCGACAGUGGCGCCAGUGGACGCUCCUAAGGCGGAGAAGAAGGAGGACAAGAAACCGAAGGAACCCGAACCGGUAGCGGAAGAAAAGAAGGAAAAGACUACCACCAGUCCGGACGUGAGAAAACGCAAACCAAGAAAGGCGGACUAAAGGCGCGGA